CAAAGAAGACGCGGAAGAGGCGGAAAAAGAAGAAGCGGCAGUAGCAGCAGCAGUAGCGUGCUUGUGACGUGCACACUGGAUAGUCUACUUUCUAUUUUUAUAGCUCGUCGGUGUAUUACCACUAUAUAUAUAUAUAUAUAUGAGAGAGGUUUACAUCAAAAUGCCAGUCUUAAAGUCUGAAAGUAUUAGAUGGGAGACGCUGGAAGCUUUGAAAAACUCAGCGAAAGCAAAAGUCAAAUAUAGUCCAGAUUGGCUUGAAAAGGGGGAGGACAUUUUAGCAGGCUGUAAAGAGGUAACGAGCCUGUCCCCUCUCUCUGAACAAGUUCUAAAGAGACUGAGCCCUCAGACUGUUCUGAAAAGUGGUUCCUGCUUGGGGUCCAUGAUCCCUGAUGCAAGUACAUCUGAAGAUGGCCUUAACUCUGGUUCAGCAGCUGUUAAAAUGUUACAUACUUUCACUACUACAUCAUCCACCUCACCACUGCUGUUCACUGUCGAAAAUAAGGUGAAGGUGACAGAUGAUAAUUCGGAGAGUUUGAGCUCCACUGUGGACAUGUGCAGCAGUUUACCACCACCCAUCUCCCUCCUCUCACCCAAGGCCACUCAGAUGGCAGGAUGCAUCCGCAUCUGUGAGAAGAAACAUUGGGCUAAAGCCAAGGCAGAGCUGAACCUGAGGCAGGAGCUGCAAGAGUGUCUGGUGGCUGGUGUUGCCAGUCGGGAGUCAGAGCAGCUUAAACGCUUUGAGGAGUUCAUGGAGCUUAAGCAGAGACAGGAGUACCAGAGCAUGAGGGACAUGAUGGAAAAGGAAACACAGGAAAGCCUUGGACGCCAGGAGAAGUUAAAGGAAGAACACAGAAUGAAGAUCCUAAACUUGCGGCUGCGGGAGGCAGAACAGCAGAGGCUGAGGGAGGCAGAGCUUGAGCGGCAGAGGCAGCUGGAUGGCAGGGACAGGCUGAGAGCACUCAAUGCCAUUCAAGAGGAGGUGCUUAGGCUCAAUCAGCUCCUGGAACCUGCACCUUACACACAAACAAGCCCCACCUUGGACUAUACUUCAUACGUCACCCGUGGCAACCAGCUUUGUUCACAGGUUUCAGAGGUGGUACGCACUAUGACUGAAGGACAAUUUCCAACUGUUGAGGACAUGACUGUGGCAGAACGGGCACUACAGGAAAUGAGAACACUGGUUAGAGCCAUCCAGGAGGAGUUUGCUCAGGCACAAGAGCAAAAGAAGAUAGAGCAGGAGGAAGAAGAGUGCAGGAAGAAACAGGCAGGGAUGAAACCCCAGCAAGAAGAAAAGAAGAAAAGUGCAGCAUUACCUGUUAAAGAGAGAGUCAAAAAACAAGGCCUGCAGACUACAGCUGAUGACAGCACCUUGAAAUGGUACAAAGAACUGCAAAGUCUGGCCAGCCACUGCGCCCAGUCCUUUGAAGAUUUGAACAACACAAAGGAUAUGCAGACAAAAAAGAUGAGGAUGGAGCUCCAGAAGGCUGCAACAAUUCCUGUGAGCCAGAUCUCCAGUAUUUCAGGUUCCCAGCUGAAGGAGAUUUUUGACAAGAUUGACAAACUGUUAUUAGGACAACCAGUUGUGUCUGGUGGAAAGUCAGUUUCCACAUCCCAACAUCCUCAUGGACUAGAAUUUGUGAGCUAUAAAUUGGCAGAAAAGUUUGUGAAACAAGGAGAAGAGGAGGUGGCAUCUCACCAUGAAGCUGCAUUACCCAUUGCAGUUGUAGCCUCAGGUGUGUGGGAGUUGCAUCCUAAAGUAGGAGACCUCAUCUUAGCCCAUCUCCACAAGAAGUGUCCAUAUGCUGUUCCUCACUACCCUCCAAUGAAGGAUGGCACCUCCAUUGAAGAAUAUCAGCAGAUUCUGGGAUAUCGUGUGGAUGAGUCAGGGGUGGAAGGUCAGGACAGUUUCUUAAAAAGGAUGUCUGGAAUGAUCCGAUUAUAUGCAGCCAUAAUACACCUACGAUGGCCUUACACUAACAAACAAGGGGCUGGUCCUCAUGGAAUGAAUCAUGGCUGGCGUUGGUUGGCCCAAAUGCUGAACAUGGAACCUCUUGCUGAUGUUACAGCAACUCUUCUGUUUGACUUUCUAGAGGUUUGUGGAAAUGCACUUAUGAAACAAUACCAAGGGCAGUUUUGGAAACUUCUAGUCCUCCUCAAAGAGGAAUACUUUCCCAGGAUUGAAGCAGUCACCAGCAGUGGACAGAUGGGCUCUGUAACAAGACUUAAGCACUUUCUGGAGAACUCAUUAAGAAACCAGCAGAUUGAGCCACCCAAAGGACAACUAAACUCAGCCUUCUGGAGAUCCUGAAGGUUUUGAUUGUUCAUCUGUCAACUACCUCAAUGCUUAUAGAGAACACAUCAUGAAUCCUGACAUCCAAUUUAAACUAAAAAGAAAAUAGUUAGUUAUUGUGGGAUCCCACAAAUCCAUGGAUGUUCUGCAGUUUCUUUUUACGCAUGUUACAGAAUCAAAUUAUUUUGGUAUACAUAUGAUAAAUAUACACUCUGUGGUCACUUUAAUAGGAACACCUGUACCCCUGCUAAUUGAUGCAAUUAUCACGUGGCAGCAGAGCAGAGCAAUGCAUAAAAUCAUGCAUAUAGAGGUCAAGAACCUCACUUAACGUUCACAUCAAACAUAGGAAUGUGAUCUUGGGGACUUUGGCAUGGUUAUGACUACAACACAGGUUCACUGAACCGGGACCAUUUAAAAAUCGUGGAGGGGAAAAAAAACCUGGUCUUUUUCCAAUAUUUAGCUGUCCAGUUUCUCUUGUCUUUAGCUUUCCAGUUUUUCUGUUCACCAUGGUUGUAAAGAGCAGUUCUCAUAGACCUCGUCACCUCCUGGCAGACCUGCUGCUCACUGGAUGUUUUUUUCCCCCCUCAUAAUUGUGUGAGCUCUACUGUCUUAUGCAUGAAAAUAAUAGGGGAAUCAGCAAUUUCCAAAAUAUGCAAACCAGAACAUAUGACCAUAUUUUUCCCCAUUUUGAUGUUUGUUGUGAACAUUCAUUGAAACCCUUGACUUGUAACAUGAGUGGCUGAUUAGAUGGUUUCAUGUGCAGCGUUACAGGUGUUUCUAUUAAAGUGCCUAGUGUGUGUUUCACGAUGUAUUAUAUAUAGCCUGCGGUGUAUGUUCCCAGGUUUAGUUCUUGGACAAAAAUGUAGAUGUUUAUUAAUGAUGUAAAUUGACUGGCACAUGUCACUAAUGAAGAGUACAUCAUGUUUAUAAUUUUAUAAUGACUACAAAUCUACAGACAGUAGAAAACAUAUUACUGUGUCAUUGAUGAAUUGUGUAGACAUGCUGGGCUAUUAAUGACGAUUAAUCUUUUAAACAAACAUGAAAUGAUGGUGACGGUCUUCCCACGUCUAAACAAUAUUUCAUUCCUUUCUGAUAAAAUACAUUAAAAAAAACUAAUGUUUAGGAAGCAUGGCAAUAAAACUUUAAGACUGGGUUUUAGUCAGGAGUCAGUUGCAACCAACAAGGUUAAUAAAUGUAUACAUUCAGAUCAUCUCCAUGUUUGCAGUUUUAUGGCAGGGAGCAUUCCCUCACUCCAGUUGGUUAGACCUUCUGCGGGUACAAAGAGACUUUAGGGAAAAGAUGUUCAUUGUCCCAAAUGAACUAACCAUCAGGUAUAACAAUGAUUGGAGGAUUGCUGUUCAACUUUUUGAGUACCAGCAGUGAAUUCAGUUUGAAGUGACUGUAUUAAAGAAAGCUAAUGCACUGAAGAGAAUUUCAUUUGCUUUCCAUGUUUCUUGGGGACUGUAGCUACAUGCCCAAGGUGUAAAACGCACAUUUUGUCUAUUUAUUGGAACCAGAUAUUUAUUCCUGAAACGUCCACCUCCAGUACACAUUAGAUCAAGGUGACCAUUUAUUGGUUAACUUGCUUUGGAUAUUCGGACUAAACCCAUUCACGGGAGUUGACUUGUUAAAUGGGCUAAAACAAUAAGAAUUCAGUAAUAACUAUUAUAUCUUUGAUAAUGGUGUGUUAUUUGCACUGCUGCCACAGAAAAUCAUAGCCCCCUGGCCAUCCCCCUACCCAACUUUGAGAACCACCCAUGUACUUGAACAUAGCCUGGCCCUGACCUAGUAACUAUUACUUCUGUUCUCAUUGUACAGUCAUGCUCCUAUUUGUUACAGUAUCAUUUGAGCUGUUUUCAUUCUAGGCUUGGCAUUCCAACCAAGUGCACAGCCGAAGAUAAUGACAAGAGAAGAAUUUGAGGCCUUGGAUCAGUCUUUGGUGGCCUUGACUAGACAGACAGCUACAGGAACAUUUUGCCUCAACAUUCGAUACCAAAAUCUUUCAAAAGCAGACCCAUCGGGGGGGAGCACCUUUUCUUCAUGUAAAGGGCUUAUCACUAGAAAAGUUUAGUUGAAAAAAAAAGAUGGAAAUAAAUUCCUACACUUUGUUCUUUUCAUACAAAUCUUCAAAUUUCACUACAAAUCACAUGUUCACAUUGUGUUUUAUUUUAAACAAAGCAAACUGAUCUAAAGUUACGUUUGUGUAUAAGAUACAAGAUUAGUAAAAUGUACACAACCUAUGCAGCAGAGCCAAAACUUGCAGGCAGACUAUUUAUUUUUAAGGAUUUUAUUUUAUCAAAAUGUCAUUUCAUAUCCAAUGAAUGUCUGUGAAACAAGAUUUAAAUAAAAAAAAUAAAAUAAAAAAAAAAGGAAAUUGUUUCCAAAUACCCUUGUUUCCUCCCUUGCUGAGGGUCAGCCCUCAUAAAAUUACAAACUCACAGAGGGGAGAGAAGUAUGGUUGUGAUUUAUGUUCUUGAAACCACAAGCUAGAGGGGAAGACUCAAUCACUAAGCAGUUGUAAUGCCAUGAGCAACAAAGCCGUUAAGAAGGAAGCUGGAAAUACAGAUCACACACCAUGGCCUUUGUUCAUUUAACCACACUAACAGGAUGAAAUAUGCAUAUACACAUUUAUAUAAAAAGUUUACCUAUUUGCAAGUCUACUCCAGACAGUGUGCUGCUUAUAUUACAGUGUGUUUUGCCUUCUGUUUUAUUCCUCAAAAUGUACUUGGGAAUUGAGAUUAAUUGCCAUAGCAGCAGUCUCUUCCUGGGUGGAUUUCAACAUGGCACUGUCGGGACAGGAGAGGGAGCACAAAAAAAAAACCAAGACAAGAAGGAAAGGGGGCAAAAAGGAUGCAUUUUUGCUCCCAAGAAUCACCAAAGUAGCAGAUGGGUUGUGG
Messenger RNA from Ictalurus punctatus (channel catfish), 5187 nucleotides. It is a transcript of the gene gle1, whose product is annotated as GLE1 RNA export mediator. Gene Ontology annotation, molecular function: translation initiation factor binding; phospholipid binding; inositol hexakisphosphate binding. Bases 140 to 2308 code for a protein of 722 amino acids. The record is from RefSeq and is a predicted model, not a curated record. NCBI's taxonomy places the organism in Eukaryota, Metazoa, Chordata, Actinopteri, Siluriformes, Ictaluridae. The transcript is spliced from 16 exons. Gene Ontology annotation, biological process: poly(A)+ mRNA export from nucleus; regulation of translational initiation; regulation of translational termination. Gene Ontology annotation, cellular component: nuclear pore cytoplasmic filaments; nuclear pore; cytoplasm.